This is a messenger RNA of Suillus subalutaceus, 2200 nucleotides long. RefSeq names its product phosphoinositide polyphosphatase. Gene Ontology annotation, molecular function: phosphatidylinositol-4-phosphate phosphatase activity. Lineage: Eukaryota; Fungi; Basidiomycota; Agaricomycetes; Boletales; Suillaceae. Gene Ontology annotation, biological process: phosphatidylinositol dephosphorylation. The transcript is spliced from 16 exons. Bases 75 to 2054 code for a protein of 659 amino acids. Gene Ontology annotation, cellular component: endoplasmic reticulum. The record is from RefSeq and is a predicted model, not a curated record.
ACAACGAAGAACAAACGAGGAAACAGCACAACACUUACGACGCGGCGCGGUCAACGCAUUCCUUCCUGACCACCAUGAAGCCCAUAUACCAGAGACUCAAUCUAUUUAUUGACGGCCAGGAUGCCUACACAUUUGUCCCCGUGCAACCCAUUGGAGCGCAGUCUCUCACCAUACACAGGGCUACCGGCGAUAUAGUACUCAAUGCACCGAACACACCUGUCCAUCCUACUGCCUCGAGAUACGGCAAGACAAUUUACGGGAUCUUAGGAAUGAUUUCACUAGCUCUUUCGGAGUAUGUGAUUGUAAUGACAGGCCGCGAACACCGUGCGCGCUUCAUGGGCCACGACAUAUACCGCGCGGCUGAUUUUGACAUUCUGCCUCUAAAUCCCAAUGUCUCUGUCCAGAAUCCCCCCAACCCAGUAGAGGGACACUUGUUGGCAUUGGUUCGGUCGCAUCUCCUGGGUGGACACUUCUUAUUCAGCUACGGCUGGGACUUGACGAGGAGACUCCAAGCACAGUGGCAAGACCGGGACAACGAAGAGAAAAAAGCCUUGUGGGAGGUGGCCGACGACAGGUUUUUCUGGAACAAAUUCUUACAGUCUAGGCUCACAGACACAGACAUCGCACAAGAUCUCAGUCCUUACAUUCUCCCAAUUAUCUAUGGCACGUUCGACAUGCGUACAGUAUAUAUCCAUGGACACCGCAUUCAGCUUUGCCUCAUCAGCCGACGAUCGCGCUAUCGUGCAGGCACGAGAUACUUCCGUCGUGGCAUCGAUCAUGAAGGCCAUGUUGCCAACUUUAACGAGACCGAACAAAUUCUCCUGGUUGUUGAGAAAGCCGCGGGGCGCUUAUCGUUUUCUGAGAACUUAACGCACAAACUGAGCUUCACUCAAAUUAGAGGCAGCGUGCCUGUCUUCUGGGCUGAGGUCAACACACUUAGAUAUAAGCCUGAUUUGCAGGUUAUGGACCUUCAGGAGACGGUUGACAUGAUUAAGCUUCACCUUCGAGAUCAAGUUUCCCAGUAUGGCAGUCAGGGUCUCAUCAACCUGGUGAAUCAAAAAGGUCGCGAGCAACCAGUAAAGGAGGCCUACGAACGCGCUGUUUCCAAAGUUGAAUUCCCGGACGUGAAGUAUCAAUACUUCGACUUCCACAAUGAGUGCAAACACAUGCAAUGGGAUCGUAUUAGUGUUCUUAUCGAGAAGAUGCAAGAGGACCUCAUUCAGCAAGGAUACUUCCACCUCGACACGGCACAGGAUAAGGCCGUACAAAUACAGACAGGCGUGAUGAGGACAAAUUGUAUGGACAAUCUGGAUCGGACGAACGUAGUCCAAGCAGCGCUAGCGAAAUGGACGCUUAAUCAGCAGUUGAAAGCCAUUGGGCAGUUGACCAGAGGUUUCCGUGAGAUGUGGGCCGAUCAUGCGGACUUAAUCUCGAAGGCAUAUGCAGGGUCUGGGGCGCUUAAGACAGAUUUCACUCGUACAAGUAGGCGAACGAAAAUAGGUGCUCUUCAAGAUGGGUACAAGAGUGUCAUGCGAUACAUUAAGAACAAUUAUUUCGACGGCGCUAGACAAGACGGAUUUGACCUUGUUACUGGAGCUUGGACUCCUCAGAAGAAUCCAGUCACCGCCUCAUCCUUGAUUGCUGAUACGCGACCAUUAACCAUCCGAUCGGUACGUUUGUCCCUUACAUCUUGCUCGUUCGCACUAUUCAUGAUCUGCGCUGGACUUACUCUGCCAAGGACCUCAGACUACUCGCUAUUGUAUUACUUCAUGUUGUGGUUCGUUAUUGCUUCAUUGGCUGUCAUAUUCAUGAUGGUGCAUGGCAUCGAGUAUGUCUCGUGGCCGCGGCUUAUUCCUCCCACGGAUAUCAUCCACUACAAAGGACCAGGAUUCCGCUCAGCUCACAACGGGAAGGGUUUCACUGGCCCUCUAGCUCAGAAGUUGGAUCUCUCUGGUCAAUUAAAUGGCUUUAGUACCAGGCUACUCUUAAACGGGCGUAAGAGGGCUUUAACAGUCAGUGGGAUGGAAGAGGGGACGAAGAAGAGAGUGGAUUGAGACCCGUUACUGAGCUAUGUUAUGAAGCACCUAUCAAUUAUGUUAUCCAGAGUUUAUUUAUUUAUCCUUCUGCAGUCAUGUCGACCUCUUUCGAGUUCGUUGGAUUGCUCCGCAAGGUAAUUAGAUCGAUCAUGCCUUACAUAAGC